AUGAGUUCGGAUGCCCCUGAAAUCGACGGGCCAGUCCCCCCUGCUCCGAACGUAAAUGGACCCAACCGCCAAGGCUCCGUGAAGAGAGCCAGAGAACAACUUCAGGCGGGUGCUCGCCCAACUCGAGCCUCGCCACCAGUGCCUGCACCAAGACCACAGCUUCGGCCGCCCCCUCCCUCUAAACCGGGGGAUACGCCCACUGCCAAGGAAUUGGCCCAUCGCACCCAAUGGCCCUUACCAGACGGAGCCUCAACUUCUAGCCCCCGAGCACCACCACCAUCGCGCCCUCCUCGGCCUAGUGAAGUUCCUGCUGCCAUCCCGUCCCCAUCCGUCUAUUCCGUGGUCAGCGGGGAGGACUCGGAAACGCAAUCUGUAUUUCCAACAUUGCCUGCGCGAGCUUUCACAGUUCCCAAGCCUCUCUUUGCACCCUCUGAUGACGUUCAACGCCCCUCGGCCCCAUCAUCAAAGGAUGGGUCAUCGAGCCCGACCAGUACCCUGGACUUGAAUCCACGCAUUUCAAUCGCAACUGAAGAUCUGUUUCAUCGUCAGUCUACCGCCUCGGGCCUGUCGUCUCUCCCAGAUGUUCCACCCAAUCCUCUUCCGGAACCGAUUCGACCUCAGGACAAGGCUCGCCCACGCGCCGGGGGCCUGGCGCCCCCAUCUCAGGUUCCCAAGUCUGCUGUUUCCACCAUCUCCGAGGAGCUCUCAAGCUCGCGCCAAACGUUCAUCUCGGUGGCUUCGAGUCGUGCCAUACCGUCUAGUUGGGGUCCCGGGACACCUGGAUCUCCUGGAUCAGAAAUUAUGGGCAUCCAUUUGGAUGACAUGUCCGAUGUGGAUGACCAUGAUCACGCUCACAAUGAUGACAAUGCCUUGUUGGUGCGUAAUGCUAGUCUUGGCAAGCGUGGCAAGCCCACCGUGCGCACCAUCUCGAGGCUAGGCGCGGCCUCUGACGACAACAUCCCUAACCUUCCAUCGACCAAUCCUCAAGAAGGGUAUCAUCACAAGCAAUCCGCCGCCGCAGGUGCAUUGACUGGUGGUGUAGCCGCUAGCCAGACUCUCAAUGUGGUGCGGCGAGUAUCCAUCUCAACAGCCUCGGGAGAGUCUUUCGUGGAUCCCGAGAAGCCGCGAUUCGCACAGCAGCCUGUCUCUUCGACUGAGGAUCUGGCUCUGGAAAAAGAGAUCGCAGUCUUGCCCAAGGCCGCGCCGACGAUGAGCGACACGAGGCCUCAUGGUAAGAAGCCUCCACGGUUGAAUCUGGGCGCAGUUCGCGAUGCCGAGACCCGCGGCAGUCUCUCCAGCCUGUCAGAUCUGAUUCGACGUGCCACCAAACUCGCUACUAACCUCGACCGAGGCAAGACAGCAAGUCGGAGCGACCUUGUGGAAAAGGAGGCCGCGAUCUUCAGGCAUGGCUUUGGUGAGACAGAGCAUCGUCGUGGAUCCGGAUCUAUUUCCGAUAUCCUUACGUCCUUCCCACGUCCGGGGGCUCAGACUCCAGAGAGUCACAGCUCGUGGCCUGUCUUCUUUGGGCGUUCUGGCCUUCGAAAUGUGGAGGCUCUCCCAUCGAAUGAUGAGCCACCUCAAACAAAGGAAGCUCCGCGGAGACGCUGUGCGAUGUCUCGCAAAUGGGUGCUCAUACUGUGUAUCAUCCUCUUUAUCGUCCUGGUCCUCGCAAUUCUCCUUCCGGUUUUCCUCAUCGCAGUGCCCAAGCAAAUGUCCAGCGGCAGCAGUAGUGGCAACGGUACUGAUGCCUGCGCAAGUCGCAAUCCCUGUCAGAAUGGCGGCAUCAGUGUGUCCAGCGGCGAACAGUGCUCGUGCGUAUGCUCGAAUGGAUUCACCGGCUCACAAUGCACCAUCCCUGGAGGUUCCAGCUGCUCCACGGCGGAGGUCAUGAAUGCUGCCAUGCACAUGAACGCCACCAUGGGCAACCAUCUCUCCGAUGUGUUCCAAGCGUCUAGCACAUUCAAUGUCACUCUGGACUCGGUCACCAUCAUGGCAUUAUUCAGCAUGAACAAUGCCUCGUGCGAGACCGAGAAUUCCCUCGUGACUUUCAACGUGCCCUUCGCAUCGUCUAACAGCAGCAGCAGCAGCAGCAACUCCAAGGCCCGCCGCGUCUUUUCGCUGCCCUUGGAGAGAUCCGAGACCGCUGAUGUUGAUCAGAAGAUCAAUGCGUCCAGCCUCGACACAUUGGAGUCCUCGCCCACCCAGGCUCAGCGCUCCGUCGCCACAUCAAACGGCAUUCUCUUCGAUAAUACCGCGACUCCGACAGGUGCUACAGGUGCUACAGCCACAUCGACUCUCCCUUCCACCACCGCCACAGCUAUGGCCGUCUCCGCAGGCAGUGUUGGGUCGGAUACGGCCUCCAACAACACCGCAAAGGCCGUCCCGCAGCGGGUGAUCCAAUUCAGUCAGGUUGCUGUCUUGUAUAUACUGGAGAAGACCGGUUCGCUGACUUCGGCGAUCUGGUCGGAGGGUCAGAUCGAGACGUACUUGACCGAGUCAUAUCCGAAAGCGAGCCAUCCACAGCUUGACUUGUUGGGCAAGUACGACUUGGACUUUGAGAAAAUGACGAUUACAACUCAAUAA
This is a messenger RNA of Penicillium diatomitis, 2583 nucleotides long. RefSeq lists its product as uncharacterized. The record is from RefSeq and is a predicted model, not a curated record. The coding region runs from base 1 to 2583 and encodes 860 amino acids. The transcript has 3 exons. NCBI's taxonomy places the organism in Eukaryota, Fungi, Ascomycota, Eurotiomycetes, Eurotiales, Aspergillaceae.